CCUUCUCCAUCUGCUGGAAACAGGCCAGUAUAUGCCAAAGUAGCAUCACUGAAACCGGUGGGCAAAUCCUAAAUAUAGAACGCAUAGAGAAAGGACCUGUCUUCUCUCUCAAGCAACUGGUUCACUUUUACCCAGCAUCCCUCAAACCGAACUACUCUUGGAGAGGUUCACAAAGACGGUGGAACUACAUAAUAGAAAUUUAACUUAGUAUAAUUCCUUUUAUUUUAUUUUCUUUUAUUCUUUAUUAUACCAUGACCCUUAAGAUUGUGCAAUGGAAUGUUAGGAGUUUGAAACACAAGAUUAAUGAGAUUGAUAGCAGAUUUACAGAUGCGGACAUUCUUAUUUUGUCGGAAACAUGGUUAUCCCCGGCUGACAAUGUUUUAAUCAAAGGCUACGAUUUGGUGAGAGAGGAUAGGAAGGACAAAAGAGGUGGUGGAGUAGCCAUUAAGUCUUUGCUCAAAUAUAUCAUCGUCAAACCAGAUAUUAAAUACAUCGAUGCUAUAGAAGCGUGUGCGAUCAAAUUAUUUGGAGGAGAUUUAAAUAUUCAUUGUCUCUCGUUAGGCAGCUCUUACAGCUGUCCUUCUGGAAGUCAAUUUGAGAGUUUCCCUAUUGGGAAUCUCGAUUUGGUAAUUUGCAAUGACGGAAGACAAACACAUGUUAACUUUAAUAAUGGCUCGGAAUCCGUUUUCGACUAUACUAUGAUACAACCGGAUCCAGAUCUUCAAACAGAAUGGUCUUCCAUGACCUAUGUGGCAGUAGGGAUGGGCGAUACAAUAGAAAAUAAUAUUUUGUAUCGAUACGUAUCGUAAAUAAAAAUAUCGAUACACCAAAAAUAUCGGAUAAAAUGUAGCGAUAUUAGUGAUAUCAAUACUGUCGAUAUCUCUAUU
Molecule: messenger RNA, 887 nt
Organism: Formica exsecta
Lineage: Eukaryota; Metazoa; Arthropoda; Insecta; Hymenoptera; Formicidae
Exons: 2
Coding region: 252-809 (185 amino acids)
Molecular function (GO): catalytic activity
Source: RefSeq, a predicted model, not a curated record